Molecule: messenger RNA, 1137 nt
Organism: Cylicostephanus goldi
Lineage: Eukaryota; Metazoa; Nematoda; Chromadorea; Rhabditida; Strongylidae
Source: the annotation of a GenBank genome assembly
AAACAAGCUUACGUCUGUUGAAUAUCGCCUGAAAAAUAUGCAGUUGGAGAAGACUAAAUGCGAGACGGAUGUGCUGAACAAGCUAACAAUCGAAUUGGAGUCGUUGGAGUCUGAACUCAGUGUUAUACCGCCGAAGAUUGAAGAAAUCGAAGAAAGGAUGACAGAAAGGGAAGGAGAGCUCAAAAAGCUUGAGCAGAAAAGUCAUGCGGUUGCGGAUGAGGCGGCACAGCGAGAUGUCACAAGUGCCGAGAAGGCUGUCCUAGCUUUGGAAAGUGCAGUCAGUAGGAAGCAUGCGGAUAGGCAUGGUCUGCUCAAAUCGGCGAAAAUCAAUCAAAUUCAAAUUCCUCUUGUCACUGGCAGUCUGGCGGAUGUUGAUGCUGAGGAAGAUGAAGAAAUGGAUGGUUCCCAGCCGUCGAAUUCCAACAAUCUAUCUCAAGAGCAGAUCGAAAGGGAGUCAAAGAUCAAGCUCAACUAUCGCCAAUUACCGGAAAAUCUCAAGGAUCUCAAAGAUGAAGAGGAAGUAAAGAAACAUGUGGAGAGAAUGAACAAGGAAAUAAGUGAAGCUCAGGCAACUUUAUCACGAUUAAAUGCCCCAAAUCUGAAAGCUAGUCAAAGGAUGGAAGAAGUGAAAGAGCGGGAAGCGGAAACUACCGAAGAAUGUGAAAUGGCGCGAAAGAAGGCACGAAAAAUUCGUGGUUACUUCGAAAAAGUGAAAACGGAGCGUUAUCGCAAAUUUCAAGAAUGCUUCGAGCCCGUCAGCCAGAAAAUAGAUGAGAUAUACAAGGCCCUUUCGCGAAAUGCUAGUGCUCAAGCAUUUUUAGGAGCUGAUAACAUGGAAGAACCCUACUUGGAGGGUAUUCAGUACAAUUGUGUUGCCCCUGGAAAGCGAUUUCGACCUAUGGAUAACCUUUCUGGUGGUGAGAAGACAGUAGCAGCAUUAGCUUUGCUUUUUGCCAUGCAUGCACGCAACCCAUCACCAUUUUUCGUUUUGGAUGAGAUCGAUGCUGCACUUGAUAAUACAAAUAUUGGAAAGGUAUCGUCGUAUAUCUGUGACACAGCUCGAAGUGAUAUGCAGAUCAUAAUCAUCUCUUUGAAGGAGGAGUUCUAUAAUAAGGUACGUAUGUUUGAAUUCUAGAG